Brassica rapa (field mustard) is the source of this 1651-nucleotide messenger RNA. RefSeq names its product farnesol kinase, chloroplastic-like. Gene Ontology annotation, molecular function: kinase activity. NCBI's taxonomy places the organism in Eukaryota, Viridiplantae, Streptophyta, Magnoliopsida, Brassicales, Brassicaceae. The record is from RefSeq and is a predicted model, not a curated record.
UGGAUUUGUUAGGAUUUUUAGUUAAAAAUACAAAGACUCAAAUCCGAGGAAAACCUCCGGAUUUGCAUAUUUUAUUUGGAUUUAUAAAUACUAUAUGGAUUUCUAAAUAAAUCAAAAUAUAUUGAGAGCAUACACCAUCAAGAAAGAAGCCUAGAAGAAUCCAAGAAAGAAAUUCAUCAAUCAAAUUCCAUUUCAAAUCCUUAAAUUAAUUAAGAAGAUUAAUGUGUUAAAUAUGAAAAAUUGUGAUCUUAUUAAUAGUUCCCUGAAAUAUCAUUAGGUUAUUAAGAACUUAAAUUUAAAAACACACAGUAAAAAUCGUUAGAUUGCCUCAUAUACACUGUUUUGAAAGGAAAGGAAAAACGAAAAAAAAACAAAUUUCACCUUUUCGAGAAAUAAAUAAAUAUAUAAUCAGCAAACCACCAAAUUUUGUGUGCUUCAGCAAACAACUGUCAAAAACUAAUUUAAAAUAUUUGAUGAGAUGAAGUUUGGUCGUUGGGAUUUGCAGAAAAUGUUGUUAGAGGAGCAAACUCCCUCUUUUAUCUUAUUUAUCUCCUCCCCAUCUUGUUGUUGUUGUUGUUGACUUUCUUCUUCGUCUUCUUCCUCUCUAGCCAUCGAACUCUUGGAAUCUCGACACUAGCCUUAGACUCAACAAGCCGUUAUGUUUCCGGAAAACUCGGUUCUAUCAGAUGUCUGCGCGACAGGAAUCUCCGGCGUUGUCGCGUUCUCGUGACUCGGUUUCUGGGGAGAGAUUGGCAAGCGCGGCAUCUUCGACCAGAAACUCAUCAGGAAGCUUGUGCACAUAAAUAUUGGCCUUGUUUUUACGCUUUGCUGGCCACUCUUCAGUUCUGGACUCCAAGGAGCGCUUUUCGCUUCUCUUAUAAUUGGAGUCAAUAUUAUAAGGAUGCUGCUCCUGGGCCUUGGUGUCUACCAAGACGAAGGAACUAUCAAGUCUAUGAGCAGACACGGAGAUCGCAGGGAACUACUCAAGGGACCGCUUUAUUAUGCAAUCGCCGUCACAUUGGCAUGUAUCUUCUAUUGGAAGACAUCUCCAAUAGCCAUUGCAGUGGUAUGCAACCUCUGCGCGGGAGAUGGUAUGGCUGACAUUGUUGGGAGGCGGCUUGGAACAAAGAAGCUUCCUUACAACAGAAACAAAACAAUAGCUGGUAGCAUUGGGAUGGCAAUCGCAGGGUUCUUAGCAUCUGUUGCGUAUAUGUACUACUUUGCUUCCUUUGGUUACAUCAAGAAUAGUGGGUGGGAUAUGAUGCCUCGCUUCUUCAUCAUCUCUAUAGCAUCGGCUCUUGUGGAAUCACUCCCGAUAAGCACUGCCAUUGACGACAAUCUCACUGUUUCCUUAACAUCUGCCUUGCUCGGCACUCUACUCUUCUAAUAGUAGCACUGAGUCUCUUGUCCUGUAUCAUCAAAUACAGAGUCGUCGAGCUUGACUGCCUCUGUGGAGUAGAACUACAUUCUUAGUUCCCACUUGUUAGUGAAUAAACCUCAUUAUUGUUGUUGCUGCUGCUGCUGUAGACGAUCUUUUUUUUCAGCUGCAAUUCUGUUGGUACAAUGUUGUAAUGUAGUGAGAUAUGUAGGUGUAGUACAGACACAUCUAUAAAGUGUACUAGAAACUCAAUACAUGCAUGUUUGUUGUUUA